Pseudogymnoascus destructans is the source of this 614-nucleotide messenger RNA. Its product is annotated as iso-1-cytochrome c. The transcript is spliced from 3 exons. Gene Ontology annotation, biological process: mitochondrial electron transport, ubiquinol to cytochrome c; mitochondrial electron transport, cytochrome c to oxygen. The record is from RefSeq and is a predicted model, not a curated record. Gene Ontology annotation, cellular component: mitochondrial intermembrane space. Bases 128 to 454 code for a protein of 108 amino acids. Gene Ontology annotation, molecular function: electron transfer activity; heme binding. Lineage: Eukaryota; Fungi; Ascomycota; Leotiomycetes; Thelebolales; Thelebolaceae.
UGUCCGGUUUGUCCUGGGUAAGAGAAAGUUUUUCGAUUCCUCCUACUUAACUUGCCUUACGUCUUGUUUUAAACAUACAACAAACAAACACCUUCAAUCGCUUUUAUUACCUUAAUACUUAUUCAAAAUGCCUUUCAAGGACGGAGACUCAAAGAAGGGUGCCAACCUCUUCAAGACCCGUUGCGCACAAUGCCACACCCUCGGUGAUGGAGAGGCCAACAAGAUCGGCCCUAACCUCCACGGUCUCUUCGGCCGCCAAACCGGCGCCGUUGAGGGCUUCGCAUACACCGAUGCCAACAAGCAGAAGGCUAUCACCUGGAACACCGAUACUCUCUUCGAGUACCUCGAGAACCCAAAGAAGUACAUCCCUGGCACCAAGAUGGCCUUCGGUGGACUCAAGAAGGAGAAGGACCGCAACGACCUGAUCACCUUCCUCCGUGAGGAGACUAAAUAGACGGGGACGCUGAUGCUGUAAUGAUAUAAAAGGCUGUACUUGUACAAUAGGUUAGAUAGCGUUGGCUGUUGGGUGGGAAAAGAUCUCCUCUUUAACAUCGCGUGUACGUCCUGCAUAUCAUAUAGAAUAGAUGAGUUGGGGCGGAAAGGUUUAUUUCAAU